Delphinapterus leucas (beluga whale) is the source of this 3435-nucleotide messenger RNA. Lineage: Eukaryota; Metazoa; Chordata; Mammalia; Artiodactyla; Monodontidae. The record is from RefSeq and is a predicted model, not a curated record.
GGCGGGAAGCGUCCGGGGGCAGUGGAGCCGAUGUCGGCCUUGAGGCGCUCAGGCUACGGCCCCAGUGACGGUCCGUCUUAUGGGCGCUACUACGGGCCUGGGGGUGGAGAUGUACCCGUGCACCCACCUCCGCCCAUAUAUCCUCCCCGCCCCGAGCCCCCCCAGCCUCCCAUUUCCUGGCGAGUGCGCGGGGGCGGCCCGGCUGAGACCACCUGGCCGGGAGAAGGCGGAGGAGGCGAUGGCUACUAUCCCUCUGGAGGCGCCUGGUCGGAGCCGGGUCGGGCUGGAGGAGGCCACCAGGAGCAGCCACCAUAUCCUAGCUACAAUUCCAACUAUUGGAAUUCUCCUGCCCGACCUCGGGCUCCUUACCCAAGUACUUAUCCUGUAAGACCGGAAAUGCAAGGCCAGAGUUUGAAUUCUUAUACAAAUGGAGCAUAUGGCCCACCAUACCCCACUGGCCCUGGGACAAAUACUGCCCCAUACCCAGGGGCUUAUUACACAUCCGGGUAUGCUCAGACCAAUUACUCCACAGAGGUUCCAAGCACUUACCGUUCACCUGGCAACAGCCCAACCCCAGUCUCUCGUUGGAUGUAUCCCCAGCAGGACUGCCAGACUGAAGCAGCCCCUCUUAGGGGGCAGGUUCCAGGAUAUCCUGCUUCACAGAACCCUGGAAUGAGCGUGCCCCAUUAUCCUUAUGGGGAUGGUAAUCGUAGUGUUCCACAACCAGGACCAACUGUACGAUCCCAGGGGGACUCCUGGGCUCCUCCGGGUGCUUAUGGCAUGGGAGCCCGUUACCCCUGGCCUUCAGCUGCCCCCUCAGCACCACCUGGGAGUCUCUACAUGAGUGAGAGCGCUUCAUCAUGGCCGAGCAGUGGCUCUCCUCGGCCACCUCCUUCCCCCCCAGCCCCACAGCCCAAGGAUUCCUCAUACCCCUAUAGCCAAUCAGAUCAAGGCAUGAACCGGCACAACUUUCCUUGCAGUGUCCAUGUCCAUCAGUACGAGUCCUCGGGAGCAGUGAACAAUGAUAAUUCAGAGCUCUUGGAUUCCCAAGUCCAAUAUACUGCUGAGCCUCAGCUGUAUGGUAAUGCCACCAGCGAGCAUCCCAGCAAUCAAGAGAAAGAAAUGUCAUCAGUGGAAUCACACGAGGAACAAUUGUCCCAGUCAGAUCCAUCCCCGUCACCAAACUCAUGUAGUUCCUUUGAGCUAAUAGACAUGGAUGUUGGCAGUUUGUACGAACCCGUUUCUCCUCAUUGGUUUUAUUGUAAGAUAAUAGAUUCUAAGGAGACAUGGAUUCCUUUCAACUCUCAGGAUUCACAGCAGCUGGAAGAGGCAUACGGCUCUGGAAAAGACUGUGAUAGGAGAGUUGUGCCCACUGAUGGGGGCAGAUACGAUGUUCAUUUGGGGGAGAGGAUGCGGUACGCCGUAUACUGGGAUGAGCUAGCAUCGGAAGUGAGGCGCUGUACCUGGUUUUACAAGGGAGACAAAGAUAAUAAGUAUGUUCCAUACUCGGAGAGCUUCAGCCAAGUGUUAGAGGAAACUUACAUGCUUGCUGUAACUCUGGAUGAAUGGAAGAAGAAACUGGAGUCUCCCAACAGAGAAGUUAUUAUAUUGCACAAUCCAAAGCUUAUGGUACAUUACCAGCCAGUCGCGGGGUCUGAUGAAUGGGGUUCAACACCCACUGAGCAGGGCCGACCUCGAACAGUGAAGAGAGGGGUUGAGAACAUCUCUGUUGACAUUCAUUGUGGGGAACCUUUACAGAUAGAUCACUUGGUUUUUGUAGUCCACGGGAUCGGACCAGCCUGUGAUCUCCGCUUCCGAAGCAUUGUACAGUGUGUUAAUGAUUUUCGCAGUGUUUCUUUGAACCUGCUACAGACGCAUUUUAAGAAAGCCCAAGAAAAUCAGCAGAUUGGGAGGGUAGAAUUUCUCCCAGUCAACUGGCACAGUCCUUUGCAUUCCACUGGUGUGGAUGUAGAUCUGCAGCGAAUAACUCUGCCCAGCAUUAACCGCCUAAGGCACUUCACCAAUGAUACAAUUCUGGAUGUCUUCUUCUACAACAGCCCCACCUACUGUCAGACUAUUGUGGACACAGUUGCUUCUGAACUGAACCGAUUAUAUGUACUUUUUCUGCAGAGGAACCCUGAUUUCAAAGGGGGCGUAUCCAUCGCUGGUCAUAGUUUAGGUUCACUUAUAUUGUUCGAUAUCCUAACAAAUCAGAAAGAUUCUUUGGGGGAUGUUGACAGUAAAAAGGAUUUGCCAAGUAUUUUCAUGGAACAAGGAGACACACCGACACUGGAGGAAGAUUUGAAGAAACUUCAACUCUCUGAAUUCUUUAGUGUCUUUGAGAAGGAGAAAGUAGAUAAGGAAGCUCUGGCUUUAUGUACAGACAAAGAUCUUCAGGAAAUGGGAAUUCCCUUAGGACCAAGAAAGAAGAUACUAAACUACUUAAGGACCAGAAAAAAUUCAAUGGGUAUUAAUAGACCAACCCCGCAAUCACCUGCAGGGGCGAAUAUGUCUAACAUCCCCAAAGAAUCGGAGUUCUGUAGUAGUACUAAUGGUACUGGAAAUGGUGAACAUCUGGAUGUUGGCAUUGGGCAGGUGCCUGUAAAAUACCCCCGGCUCAUCUAUAAACCAGAAAUAUUCUUUGCCUUUGGAUCUCCCAUUGGAAUGUUCCUUACUGUCCGAGGCCUAAAAAGAAUUGACCCCAACUACAAAUUUCCAACAUGCAAAGGUUUCUUCAAUAUUUAUCACCCUUUUGAUCCUGUGGCCUAUAGGAUUGAACCAAUGGUGGUCCCAGGAGUAGAAUUUGGGCCAAUGCUGAUCCCGCAUCAUAAAGGCAGGAAGCGAAUGCACUUAGAACUGAGAGAGGGCUUGACCAGGAUGAGCAUGGACCUUAAGAACAACUUGCUAGGUUCGCUGCGGAUGGCCUGGAAGUCUUUUACCAGAGCUCCAUACCCUGCCUUACAAGCUUCAGAAACUGCAGAAGAAACUGAAGCAGAACCUGAAUCAAGUUCAGAGAAGCCUAGUGAUGUUAGCACAGAAGAGAACCUUGUAGCAGUUAAACAAGAAGCUCCCCCCAUCCAUGUGGGAAUGCUGAAUGGAGGCCAGCGCAUCGACUAUGUGCUACAGGAGAAGCCCAUUGAAAGUUUUAAUGAAUAUUUAUUUGCUUUACAAAGUCAUCUAUGCUACUGGGAGUCUGAAGAUACAGUACUGCUGGUCCUCAAAGAAAUCUACCAAACCCAGGGUAUCUUCCUUGAUCAGCCUUUACAGUAAAAAUGAACCACCUAUGGCUGCUUAAUGUAAGUUUUUAAAUGUCAUGUAUGCAGCAUAUUACAUGUGACGAGGAACUGUGGAGCCUCAGCUCUUCCUACAUAUUAACAUGUGAUGAGGAACUGUGGAGCCUCAGCUCUUUAUAAAUAUACUUUUUGUUGCCUGUCA